AUGUUGGUGGACGAGAGCAAGUUCGACGUGCAGUUGAAGCUGUGGGCCCUUCGAAUACCCUGCCAAUUUUGCAAGGCUGCCACUCGAAUCCUCAACGGUUAUUUGCUUGACAAGCCUCGUGUUAAACCCAUCGCCGAGGACCCAACUUGUGAAAAAAACCGUUACCUUAUACUUUCCGAUAAAGUUCAGAAUCAAGAUUUAUCCGAUAUCCCAAAGCAAAAGCUUGAUGAGCUUAAGGACUUGUGUGAGAUUGAAGUUUUGCCCUAUUCGUUGACAUUAGGUUAUUCAUACUGGAGUGCAGAUCAAGUGCUGAAGCAAAUACUGCCUAAUGGAGUGGAAGUACCUUCAUCUUUUGAAACAAUAGGUCACAUUGCUCACUUAAACCUACACGAUGAAUUACUUCCCUUCAAGGAUGUUAUUGCGAAGGUUAUUUAUGAUAAAAAUUAUCCAAGAAUCAAAACUAUUGCUAAUAAAGUUGGAAACAUUACAAAUGAAUUUCGUGUUCCAGAAUUUGAAAUUUUAGCAGGAGAGCAUGAUAUGAUUACAGAAGUGAAGCAAUAUGGCGCCACUUUUAGGCUUGAUUACAGUCUGGUUUAUUGGAAUUCCAGAUUGGAACAUGAACACAAGAGGUUAGUUUCAAUGUUCCAAGCUGGAGAAAUCAUUUGUGACAUGUUUGCUGGUAUAGGUCCUUUUGCCAUUCCUGCCGCACAAAAAGGAUGCUUAGUCUAUGCAAAUGAUUUGAAUCCAAAUAGCAUCCACUAUCUGAAGAUUAAUGCCAAAAUCAACAAGGUUGAUGAUCACAUAUCUUCAUACAACAUGGAUGCUAGAAAGUUCAUAUCCCAGCUGAUGGAAGUGCCAAAUUCUGAGCAUAAAAUGGAAAAUGAUGUUCCCGUUUCUGUUACAUGUCACACAUGCAAGGUACAAGACAAUACUGAAUCAAAUUCAGAAAAUGAGUUGCUAAGAGUUGAUACAAAAGACCUAGGAAACUGCUCUAACACUAACACUAAUACUACUUUAGAGGAUAUUCAAGGUCCAGCAGGGCAUACUGCUAAGUCUGCAAUAGGUGUCAAAAGAUCUUGCAGUAGUUCUGAUGAAGCGAAUGGAAAGGCUCAUGGCACUGACAUCCUUGAAGGUGGUGGCAAAAAAGGAAGUGCAAACAAGAGAAGAAGAGGGUUUGAUAUCUCUGUCCCCAAAACUUGGGAACAUUUUGACCACGUAAUAAUGAAUCUACCAGCAUCUGCUGUUCAGUUUUUAGAUGCAUUCAGGGGAUUGAUCCAGAGGAAAUAUUGGAAAGGACAUCUACCAUGGAUCCACUGCUAUUGCUUCAUUAGGGCAACUGAAACUCCUGAAUCUAUAAUAGCUGUAGCAGAAUCUGCUUUAAAUGCUUCUAUACUAGAUUCAAGGUUUCAUAGGGUUAGGGAUGUUGCUCCAAACAAGGCAAUGUUUUGUUUAAGCUUCAGGUUGCCAGAAGCAUGCCUUUGUGAAGAUAGUCAGUGA
This is a messenger RNA of Lathyrus sativus (Indian pea), 1497 nucleotides long. The record is from the annotation of a GenBank genome assembly. Lineage: Eukaryota; Viridiplantae; Streptophyta; Magnoliopsida; Fabales; Fabaceae.